Molecule: messenger RNA, 909 nt
Organism: Dermacentor silvarum
Lineage: Eukaryota; Metazoa; Arthropoda; Arachnida; Ixodida; Ixodidae
Product: maltase-glucoamylase-like
Exons: 6
Coding region: 37-564 (175 amino acids)
Molecular function (GO): alpha-1,4-glucosidase activity
Source: RefSeq, a predicted model, not a curated record
AGCGCGCACUUCUUCCACGGUAGCCACCCGUUCUACAUGGGCUUCGACCGCCUGGGAACGAGCUUCGGCGUCUACUUCCGCACAAGUGCCAUAUUCGAGGUGCUGGGCCACAUGACGCCGGCGCUGACGUUCCGCUCGCUGGGCAAUCAGGUGGACGUGUUCGUGUUCGGCGGGCCGUCUCCCGCCGACGUGGUGCGCCAGUACCUGGACGUCGUCGGGAAGCCGGCCAUGCCCCCUUUCUGGGCCAUGGGGCUCCACGCGUCCCUGCCUCGGAUGCCGACGCGCCCUGCCCAGGGCGCUCUCGACGACAGUGACGACGAAGAUCCCCUGAGAGCGCUGCUCACCUACUCGAAUUAUCACGUGGACGUCGCCUGGCUUCCCGUGGACGUCGCCAAAGACACGUGCGAGCAUUCCUGGCAACGCGAAACUAUGAAUCGACUGGCCCUGGCAGCGACUGGUGCACACUCUGGUUCCAACCCUGAGCGAGCGACCUUCAGCAACGUACGUGUGCCGGUUAGCGUUGACCGAGGCCCAGUACUUGGGUCUCCUUCUCGUCAACCAUAAUCAGGAGUUGCUCGAGGAUGAAGUCUUGGAAGCUAACAUCACGAGCUACGUAUUGGACUUCGCAUACCCGCGAUACGACGUAUACCUCAACAAGGUCUUCACCCAAAUCUACCCACGAACACCGUUUGACGGUUUGUGGCUGGAUCGCAACGAACCGACGUUGGCGACCAUCUCGCCACCUGGCGGUUGUGCGAGGGACGGUUGGGACGUGAUACCUUACACGCCCAAGACUCUGCUGUCCGAGGGACCCCUGGACGCCCGGACUCUGUGCAUGUCCCAGCACCUGAUGUCGGGGCCUCACCUGGUGACGCACAACGCCAUACCCUACUUGCAGGCGCAGGCGGC